Molecule: messenger RNA, 2818 nt
Organism: Verruconis gallopava
Lineage: Eukaryota; Fungi; Ascomycota; Dothideomycetes; Venturiales; Sympoventuriaceae
Product: glutamate-cysteine ligase
Exons: 7
Coding region: 491-2521 (676 amino acids)
Biological process (GO): glutathione biosynthetic process
Cellular component (GO): glutamate-cysteine ligase complex
Molecular function (GO): glutamate-cysteine ligase activity
Source: RefSeq, a predicted model, not a curated record
CAAAAGAUGAGAACCGACUGAAGCGACCAUUGCUACACGCCCCCGUGACGGAUCUUUUCGGUCGGAAAGCGGGACCGCCCGUCGAUCCCUUUUUUUUUUCUCGCCCGUCUUCUCUCUCCUCUCUCUCUCUGUCUGUGUGUGUAUGUGCUUGUUUGUGUGUGCGUGUGUGCAUGUGUGUGAAGCUCGGCCGAACCUUUACAUCAUCAUCAUCGUAACCACCGGGACCACGAAAAACUUCAAAUCCAAUCUCACCGUCCUGCCCGCAUCCAGAGCUGUUGCCGCUGCGGAAUCCCCAGCCUCGAGAACAUGUGGAUCUAGAACGACACCACUUCGCCGCGACGCCUGACUUCCUUCUCCCCAAGUCGAGCUUUUUCUCUGCUGGCCGUCCCUUCCCGCACGUCCACGAUUUUGGCGCUGGCCCGCAACAGAUUACCACUGCAUCUCGUCCCCGUUGGCGUAAAAGCCGGGCACAACCGCUUUUUGGGACGAAAUGGGCCUUUUAGCUCUCGGAACCGCCCUUGACUGGCCGCAGGCAAAGGAACAGGCAAAUCUUGUGCGCCAGUGGGGAAUAGAGCAACUGCUUGCCAUUUGGCGCAGAGCAAAAGGCAAGGAGCGAGAUGCCUUGCUGUGGGGUGACGAGAUCGAGUACCUGGUCGUGUGCUACGACGACGAAAACCGCAAGGUCAGGCUUAGCCUGAGACAGGCGGACAUCUUGCAGGCGCUGGCCACGAACCCGAAGCUGCUCGAACAUGGCGGCGGCGUCCCCGACCUUCAACGAGGCGAAGCACCACAAGGCGAAUGCGCUCCCGUAUUUCACCCCGAGUUUGGACGAUUCAUGCUCGAGACGACGCCCGGCAAGCCGUGGGGCAUCGGAUUCAAGGAUCUGCUUGACGUCGAACCCAACAUGAAGCUGAGACGGAGAAUUGCAAAGGAGCAUAUGCUUCCUACCGAGUAUCCGAUCACCUUGACCACGUUUCCGAGGCUGGGCCGUGACGGCGAUUUCUUCACCCCAAAGGAGUUCGUUGUCGACGGCAAGACCGUCCCUGUGAAGAUCCACGGCGAACGCCUGCGCUCCCAGUUCGUCCCGGACGAGAUCGCCAAUCCGCAUAUCCGCUUUCCGACCCUCGCUGCCAACAUCCGGUCUCGUCGCGGCCGCAAGGUCGAGGUGAACGUCCCCAUAUUCCGUGAUGAAAACACCCCUUGGCCAUGGAGCGAUCCCACCGUCAACUACGAUCUGCACGACUACAAGGAAGACGACGACGUGCGAAACGGCGCCGUCAAGGAGAAUCACAUCUACAUGGACGCCAUGGCGUUCGGUAUGGGAAGCUGCUGCCUGCAAAUCACGUUCCAAGCGAAGAACAUCGAAGAAGGUCGCAAGAUGUACGACCAGCUAAGCCCUCUUGGACCCAUCAUGUUGGCCUUGACGGCCGCCACUCCCGUCUACAAGGGCUUUCUGGCAGACACCGAUGUUCGGUGGAACCAGAUCAGUCGAGCGGUCGACGACCGGACCGCUGAAGAACUUGGGGAAAAGCCUCUGAAAAACGACCGGUGGCGAAUUCCAAAGUCGAGAUAUGCUGCGAACAGCACAUACAUAUCCCAGGAUCCUCGAUUGAGGCCGGAAUACAUGGACCCUGAUCUCGUCAUCGACGAGCAAAUCAAGGCAAAACUCAUGGAUGGAGGCAUGGAUGACCUCCUCGCUACCCAUUUCGCGCAUCUCUUCAUCCGCGACCCCCUCGUCAUCUUCGCGGAGGACUUGAAGGAGCUCGACCUGAACAAGUCGGACCACUUUGAGAAUCUGCAGUCGACAAACUGGCAGCAUAUGCGCUUCAAACCUCCGCCCAGCGGCUCUCAGGACACAGGCUGGCGUGUCGAGUUCCGGUCGAUGGAGAUUCAGAUCACCGACUUCGAGAAUGCUGCGUUCAGCAUCUUCAUCGUCCUCGUCACCCGCGCCAUACUGUCGUUCGAUCUCAACUUCUACAUUCCCAUUCAAAAAGUCACCGAGAACAUGGAAAUCGCACACCGACGAAACGCCGUGCUGAACGACAGGUUUUGGUUCCGCAAGAAUCCGUUCCCGCGGCGGGUACCCACCAAAACGAACGGUGCAGGGGGGUCACGACCGGCGUCACGACCGGUUUCGCGACCCGUAACUCCGCCAACCGGGCCGGUGGAGGACGAGUAUGAGCUGAUGACCAUAAACGAGGUGAUCAACGGGCAAAAGGAUGAGAAUGGCGAGUUUCCGGGACUGAUACCACUGGUCGAGAGCUAUCUGAACUCGAUGAACGUAGACGUCGAGACAAGGUGCGAGCUAGCGACGUAUCUGGAUCUCAUCAGAAAGCGAGCGGAUGGCCGCCUAUGGACAGCUUCAAGAUGGAUCAGAGACUUUAUCAGCAAGCAUCCGGAUUACCAACAUGACAGCGACGUCAGCGACGAGGUGCAAUACGACCUUGUCAAGGCCGCCGAACGGAUAACUCGUUUGGAAGGUAAGGACGGCUUCGGGGUUGAAAUGCUUGGAAAACGAUGAGUUAAUUCAAGCUUGUGCACGGUACACUGCCUGCGUAAAUUACAUCAGAUCAUCGACUGAACGGAAGGCUUUUCGCUGGCCAUGACCACAAGUUUGCUGACAUUCAAGGUUACUUCUUAUAUUGUCCGAGACGAUAUCAACGUGUAUGCACCAAAAAAAAAGAAAAAAAAAAACUUGAUCAUCAAGGACACCUCGGCAUAUACAUCUUGAAAGAACGUACAACCGCUGCCAUCCACUCUACUUGUGAAAAAUUCUUCGUACAACCUUUUUUUCUCUAAAAUUUUUGGCUUUAUGUAC